AUGGCGACCCCUCAGGUGAUCUCGAAUUCCGGACACGAAGAGAUGAUUCAUGAUGCUGGCUUGGACUAUUACGGCCGCCGGUUGGCCACAUGUUCGUCCGACAAAACGAUAAAGAUCUUUGAGAUUGAGGGAGAAUCACACCGACUAGUCGAGACGCUGAAGGGCCACGAGGGCGCUGUGUGGUGUGUCGCAUGGGCCCACCCGAAAUUCGGCACAAUUCUAGCCUCAUCUUCCUACGAUGGCAAAGUUCUGAUCUGGCGGGAGCAGCCCCAGAAUGCGACCUCGCCCUCCAGUGGUAGCACAUGGACCAAGGUCUUCGAUUUCUCCCUUCACACGGCCUCCGUGAACAUGGUCUCCUGGGCUCCUCAUGAGAGUGGGUGUGUUCUUGCCUGUGCUUCUUCCGACGGCCAUGUCAGCGCGCUUGAGUUCCGUGACAACAACUGGACCCACCAGAGCUUCCAUGCCCACGGAAUGGGCGUCAACUCCAUCAGCUGGGCUCCUGCGGCCUUUGCUGGUAGCCUCAUCAGCUCUAACCCCGGACCUGGCCAACAACGCCGGUUUGUUACCGGUGGCAGCGACAACCUGGUCAAGAUCUGGGAGUAUAACGCGGAGUCUAAAUCGUACAACCUCACCCAAACCCUUGAGGGACACUCAGACUGGGUCCGUGAUGUGGCAUGGUCCCCAAGCAUUCUCUCCAAGUCCUACAUCGCCUCCGCUGCGCAAGACAAGACCGUUCGCAUUUGGACCUCUGAUGCUUCCAACCCGGGCCAAUGGUCCAGCCAAACAUUGGAGUUCGACACUGUUCUGUGGCGCGUUAGCUGGAGUCUCAGCGGCAAUAUCCUUGCUGUCAGUGGUGGUGAUAACAAGGUCAGUUUGUGGAAGGAGAACCUCAAGGGGGAGUGGGAGAAGGUCAAGGAUAUCGAGGAGUAG
This is a messenger RNA of Penicillium crustosum, 930 nucleotides long. It is a transcript of the gene sec13, whose product is annotated as GTPase-activating protein SEC13. The record is from RefSeq and is a predicted model, not a curated record. Gene Ontology annotation, cellular component: nuclear pore outer ring; COPII vesicle coat. The coding region runs from base 1 to 930 and encodes 309 amino acids. NCBI's taxonomy places the organism in Eukaryota, Fungi, Ascomycota, Eurotiomycetes, Eurotiales, Aspergillaceae. The transcript has 6 exons. Gene Ontology annotation, molecular function: structural molecule activity; protein binding. Gene Ontology annotation, biological process: protein import into nucleus; COPII-coated vesicle budding; positive regulation of TOR signaling.